AUGUCUCCUCCAUGGAGCUUUAGCUGGUCCGGCUGUUUUCUGUGCUUUCUCCUGGCUGUCUGCACGCACCCUGCAUGGUCAGCUCCGGAUUUUUCUGAUUACCUCCAUACCAUCCUGAAAAAUCACACCGCCCAUGGUUGUGAUGGGGAGACUCUCUCCAUCAGGUGCCCCUCAAAAACCUCGGUGGCCAUUCUCUCUGCUUUCUACGGACGCCGUGUGCCAAGUCAGCACUUAUGUCCCUCCAAAAAUCCCAACAUCACGGAUGAGAGCACCGACUGCAUGUCCCCUCUGGCUGUUCAGAAGGUGAUGUCAGAGUGCCAGGACAGAAGGGCAUGUCAGAUACCAGUGAUGAGCCCAGUGUUUGGAGAGGACCCCUGCCCUGAGACCAGCAAAUACAUCCUCGUCUCCUACAAGUGCAGACCAGAGCAUCAUCGCAUAAAGACAGUGUGUGAGAAUGAGAGGAUGAAACUGGCUUGUAAGAAUGAUACAGUCCUUGCCAUUUAUUCUGCUUCGUUUGGGCAUCUGCCUCAUGGGACUCAUGGCUGCUCUCAGGAAAUUGAAGUCAAGCCUGACAUGGAAUGCUUGGCCCCAUCCGCUCUGAGAAAGGUGUCGCGAAGGUGUCAUGGUAGGACUAACUGCUCUGUGUUGGCUGAUGCCCAGAGUUUUGGAGACCCCUGUUUUCCUGGCACCAGAAAACACCUCCGUGUGUCCUUCACGUGCGUUCCUAAAUAUCUCUUGGAGGAUGUGGGACGUGGAUCUACAGACCCAUUCUUGAUCUCAGACUUAACACAUGGAGGCUGGUACACUGGCCCUGGCGUAGUCAGACCUCAAAACAUUUUCACCAACUCUCUGGAAAUUUUUUCACACAUUCAGGGACUCCCAGAGACGGUUGCUUUGUACUUUGUCUCUGGGAUCUGUGCUGGUUUGGUCUUCCUGUUAUGUUUGUUUGGCCUGAAGUCCACACUGGUGAGAGACAUGAAGGACCUUGUCUCUGAGCUAGGAGAUGAGAUCAAGGCAACUCGCAGAUCCCGCAGGGGGCUGAUCGAGGAUUUCGACGACGACGGUUCGUUGGACUCCUCUUUCCGUCGCCUCACGCAUUCAUACCGUACAGCGGACAUGUUCAGUCCCGAGAUGAUAAUGACAGUGGUCAUGGAAGAGAGGAGGGAGGAUGACAGAGACAAAAUGGAAGUGCCAAACGGAGACAUCUGGCCCCACAGCAACUCUAGCCCUUACGCCAUUCAUAAAAUCAAAGCCUCUUCCGCUUAA
Chanos chanos (milkfish) is the source of this 1266-nucleotide messenger RNA. Its product is annotated as protein eva-1 homolog C. The transcript has 8 exons. Gene Ontology annotation, molecular function: carbohydrate binding. The record is from RefSeq and is a predicted model, not a curated record. The coding region runs from base 1 to 1266 and encodes 421 amino acids. Lineage: Eukaryota; Metazoa; Chordata; Actinopteri; Gonorynchiformes; Chanidae.